Messenger RNA from Coregonus clupeaformis (lake whitefish), 5695 nucleotides. RefSeq names its product focal adhesion kinase 1. Lineage: Eukaryota; Metazoa; Chordata; Actinopteri; Salmoniformes; Salmonidae. Gene Ontology annotation, molecular function: ATP binding; protein tyrosine kinase activity. The record is from RefSeq and is a predicted model, not a curated record. The transcript has 35 exons. Gene Ontology annotation, cellular component: cytoskeleton; focal adhesion. Gene Ontology annotation, biological process: signal complex assembly; protein phosphorylation. Bases 685 to 4218 code for a protein of 1177 amino acids.
ACUCUUCCUCAGGCGAGUUUAGCACACUGGCCUUUUGCCUUAGAAUGAGUACAAAGUGAACCGAGCAGAGUGGAGUUACUCGUUUUGGACUACUUUUCUCUGCUCUCCUGUUCUCCUCUCCUGCGAGGCGGCGGUUGUUGGUUGCGGGGCACCUGGGUUAGGAUUAGUAUUCUGGGGGAAGGCUCUCAGCGGAAGGCUUAGCAACGCUGACCAGCCAGACGGACAGACUGACAGACGGAACUACUGUGGAUUUCUACACCGGGACAGAAGCAGCAGAACAAAUUAGGAAGCUGUAUAUUAACAGUGGAGUGGGAAAAAAAAACUCUACAUACUGUUGAUCCACCUCCACCUUGUUCUUCCUGCCCCUGUUUCAGUGCUGAAAACUGGGCCAGCACUUGGCUGGAGCUCCCUCUCUCUCUCUCUGGAUGUCUUGGAUGUGUUUCUCUCGUUGAGCCCCUUCCCCCUCCCGUCCCAGACCCUAGUGCUGGCUCUGGACCAGGGGUUAAGUGGUGGAGUAGAUGGGGGAGUGGGUAGAGUGAACUGGGGCUGUGUGGAUCUGACUUGGCCCUAUGUGUAUGGGAUUAGAAGCAUUGUGGCCCGGCGUAGACAGGGUGGUUGGUGUUACUUGGUAAGGAGGUAAAGGGUUGGUGUGGUGUAGUGGGAAGGAAGGAAGCCCUGGCCUCUAUGCAGUUCUGUGAGAACUCUGGGUGUUGGCCGGCUGUGGGACCCGAGAGAGAGCGAGCAGGGGGACCAACCCACAUGGCGACCAGUCCCGGCUGCAGCCUCUUCCCCAUGUGCUGGGCUGCAGAAUAUGACAGACACCUAGCGCACAGCAAAGGCAUGGCGACAGCUUACCUGGACCCCAACCUCAACCACGCCCUGGCUGGGGGGGCCAAGUCGCGCCUCAGCGCGGGCACGGCCACGGCCACGGAGCGGGCUCCCGGGGCUCCUGACAGGGUCCUGAAGGUCUUCCAUCACUUCGAGAGCAAUAGCGAGCAUAGCACAUGGGCCAGCAACAUCCGCCAUGGGGACGCCACCGAUGUCAGGGGGAUCAUCCAGAAGAUCUUGGACAUCCACAAGGUGAAAUGCGUUGCGUGCUUCGGUCUGCGCCUCAGCCACUCCCAGUCCGGCCAGGUCCACUGGCUCCACCCUGAUAUGGGCGUGUCCCACGUGAGGGAGAAGUACGAGCAGAACCGCUCCCAGGAGGAGUGGAGGUAUGAGCUGCGUAUUCGCUACCUUCCAAAAGGAUUCCUGCACCACUUCAGUGAAGACAAACCCACACUCAACUACUUCUACCAGCAGGUGAAAAAUGACUACAUGGUAGAGAUAGCCGACCAGGUCGAGCAAGACAUUGCACUUAAGUUGGGAUGCCUUGAAAUCAGGAGAUUCUUCCGGGAGAUGCGGGGAAAUGCGCUGGACAAGAAAUCAAACUAUGAGCUAUUAGAAAAAGAUGUGGGCUUAAGAAGAUUCUUCCCCAAGAGUUUACUGGAUUCAGUCAAGGCCAAAACCCUGCGGAAGCUGAUUCAGCAGACGUUCAAACAAUUUGCCAACAUGAAUGAUGACCAGAGCAUCCUCAAGUUCCUGGAGAUUCUGGCGCCCGUCUACAGAUAUGAUAAGGAGUGUUUUAAAUGUGCUCUCGGGUUAAGCUGGGUCAUCCAAGUAGAGCUAGCCAUUGGACCUGAGGAGGGCAUUAGCUACCUUACAGACAAGGGUUCGACUCCAACACACCUGGCCAACUUCACCCAGGUGCAGAAUAUUGGGUACUCAGUAAUGGAGGACAAGGAGAGGAAGGGCAUGCUGCAGCUCAACGUGGCCGGUGCUGCCGAGCCUCUCACAGUGACCACACCAUCACUCACCACAGCUGAAAACAUGGCCGACCUCAUAGACGGCUACUGUCGCCUGGUCAACGGAACCACCCAGUCCUUCAUCAUACGGCCGCAGAAAGAGGGAGAGAGAGCACUGCCGUCAAUCCCCAAGGUACCCAACAAUGAGAAGAGGAUAGUAGAGGGGGUGGUCCGGAGCGCCGGGGUGCGUGCCAUCUCUGUCUCAGACUCUGUGAACUCUGUGACCCCGACGCCUCCUAAACCUGCUAAAGCCAGGCGCUUUCUCCUUCCUUUUGUCUUCUGUGCCCAUGACUCUCCGCCAAAGGAGGAUUGUAGUGGGGAUGAGACGGACGACUAUGCUGAGAUUAUAGACGAAGACGAUACCUACACCAUGCCCUCAACCACCUCUCUUUAUCCUAACCGCCCAGCAGUGAGCUAUGGAGUAGACGAAGCCAGGGACUAUGAGAUCCAGAGAGACAGGAUAGAGCUGGGACGCUGCAUCGGAGAGGGACAGUUUGGAGACGUCCACCAGGGAGUCUACAACAGCCCGGAGAAUCCCACUCUAAACGUGGCCAUUAAAACAUGCAAGAACUGCACGUCGGACAGCGUGCGCGAGAAGUUCCUUCAGGAAGCACUGACCAUGCGUCAGUUCGACCACCCCCACAUAGUGAAGCUAAUCGGUGUGAUCACAGAAAACCCAGUGUGGAUCAUCAUGGAGCUGUGCACGAUGGGAGAGUUGAGGUCCUUUUUACAAGUAAGGAAGUACAACCUGGACCUGUCAACGUUGAUCCUGUUCUCCCACCAGCUCAGCACAGCCUUGGCCUACCUGGAGAGCAAACGCUUUGUUCAUAGGGACAUUGCUGCCAGGAAUGUGCUAGUGUCUUCCACAGACUGUGUGAUGCUGGGAGACUUUGGCCUCUCCCGCUACAUGGAGGACAGCUCCUACUACAAAGCUUCCAAAGGGAAACUGCCAAUCAAAUGGAUGGCUCCAGAGUCCAUCAACUUCAGACGCUUUACCUCAGCCAGCGAUGUGUGGAUGUUUGGUGUGUGUAUGUGGGAAAUCCUCAUGUACGGUAUCAAGCCCUUCCAGGGGGUAAAGAACAAUGAUGUCAUCGGGCGGAUAGAGAACGGAGAGCGUCUGGCCAUGCCCCACAACUGUCCCCCCACCCUUUACAGCCUGAUGACCAAGUGCUGGGCCUACGACCCCAGCAAGAGACCCCGCUUCACAGAGCUCAAAACCCAGCUCAGUACUAUCCUAGAGGAGGAGAAGGCCCAGCAGGAGGAGAGACUAAGGAUGGAGAUGAGACGUCAGGUCACUGUGUCCUGGGACUCAGGGGGCUCCGACGAAGCCCCCCCUAAACCUAGCAGACCUGGUUACCCCAGCCCUCGAUCUAGUGAAGGAUUCUACCCCAGCCCUCAGCAUGCUGGGCAGCUCAACCAUUACCAGGUUGGGUACCCUGGCCCCCACGGCAUGCCUACUAUGCCCAGUGGAGGUUACCCUUCCCAGGCCGGUGUCCUGGACCCCCAUGAGCCCUGGAACCACCACCGGCCAGGGGACGUCCCCAUGUGGUCCCCCAACAUGGAGGAUGGAGGUGCGUUGGACAUGCGUGGUCUGGGCCAGGCGCUGCCCCCCCACCUGAUGGAGGAGAGGCUGAUGAUACAGCAGCAGCAGAUGGAGGAGGACCAGCGCUGGUUGGAGCAGGAGGAGUGCUUCCUGAAGCCAGAAUCCAGGAACUCGCGGGGCAGCAUUGACCGGGAGGACUGCAGUCUCCAAGGGCCGACAGGAAACCAACACAUAUACCAACCAGUGGGACUGGGGAAACCAGAGCAUGUGGCCCCUCCUAAGAAGCCUCCUCGUCCUGGAGCCCCCAGCCACCUGGGCAGUCUGGCCAGCCUCAACCCUGUAGAUAGCUACAACGACGGGGUCAAGCCCUGGAGGAUCCAGCCUCAGGAGAUCAGCCCUCCCCCCACGGCCAACUUGGACCGCUCCAACGACAAGGUGUAUGAGAAUGUGACGGGUCUGGUCAAGGCUGUUAUAGAGAUGUCCAGUAAGAUCCAGCCAGCCCCUCCAGAGGAGUACGUCCCUAUGGUCAAGGAGGUGGGACUAGCUUUGAGAACCCUAUUGGCCACAGUGGACGAGACCAUACCAGUGUUACCAGCAAGCACACACAGAGAGAUUGAGAUGGCCCAGAAGCUCUUGAACUCUGACCUGGCCGAGCUGAUCAACAAGAUGAAGCUGGCCCAGCAGUACGUCCUCACCAGCCUGCAGCAGGACUACAAGAAACAGAUGCUGACGGCCGCACAUGCCCUGGCAGUGGAUGCCAAGAACCUGCUAGACGUCAUCGACCAGGCCCGGCUCAAGAUGAUCCAUGCCCAGUCCCGGGGAUCACACUAGCCCCCUCCGGCUCCUAGCUCCCUGGGCAUGGAAGACCUCCGAGGGGAGGGAGAGGGAUAUAACAGAGUGGAAGGGAGUCUGGUGCUGUGGAAAUAGGGCUGGUUGGUUUCAGCUCCCAUAGCAAUCAUAGACCGCACAAUGUCACAAGUCAAGACUGCUCAGUUCACACCUCGAUCAGAGCUCCUGAUACUGCAGGACAGAGACAGUGGUCACUCGACCUGAUCGCACCCUUCCAUCCCCUUCCUAAAAACUUUUUAUAGACUUCUGUUUUGUCUGUCGCUGCACUCCAGGAUCCUUGGAUGUUUUGAGAUCAGUUACAUACAAACUCUUGUUUUAUUAGAUUUGGCUGCGUCUCGUUUGUGCUAAUGUUUUUUUUAUCCAGAGAUGAAUUUCAGCUUACGUCAGACGUCUUCUUCUUCCAGGUGGCUAAUAAUUAUCACAGAUGUGGAAAUAUAAUAAAAAUCUAACUGGAACAUCUGAACCAUUGAAGAACUACAAGCUAUCUAUAUAUGGCAAUGGUUAACAUUGUGUUUCUGAGAUCAAUGGUUGGGAUGUCUGUGUUAAACACUUACCUUCCCUGUCCUACAGUAUCACAGCAUAUAAUGCUCUUCCCAACACUCUCGACUAGAAUUAUAUAUUUUGGCAUCCUCUUACAUAGACUCAGGCACCUCUGGACAGUGAAUAAUAAAAUAUAAAAAAAAUAUUUCUUUAUCAAACAUGUCACAUGCCACUUUAAGUUAACAGUAAAUAUACAAAUCAAUAUAUUUUUCUGCAUUUCUGGGAUUGAAAUGUUACGAGGGGCUUAUUUUUUGUCAUAAGGGGGAGGCGCAUUUAAAUUCCAGUGAAGAUGAACUAUCAUGUGCCAAAUGAUUUGAAUCAUCCAAUAGUUUGGCAGUUCUAUGGUAAAAAACACUGUCCCAUUGCUAGCCAUUCCCUUAUCACUAAAACAGUUUUUGUAUAUUUAAACCAGGUGCUCUAUUCAAUCUGUAUCAAUAAAGCGUUAAGAUUGCAGAAUAGUAAAGGUAUUUUCAGAUUGAGCUGACAUAUGCAGUGUUUACUAUGAAUGCAGCCUGUGCUAACAUUGACUUUAAAUUUCAAUUUAACGUCAUUUAGCAGACACUUACCCAGAGCGACUUGCCAGCUGCCGCCCCAGUAACGCUGAACUUCCGCAAUACGGAUUGAAUAGAGCCCCAAGUUAAACCUUUCUGCUUCUUUACCUGGGUCGUAUUCAAUAGGGCACACGUAGCAAAACAUUCUGCAACGGAAAACAAGCUUAUUCGACAACUUCAGGUAGUCCCGUUCGUCAAGUCUUUCAUUUGACCCAGCUUUACAGAUUCUGCCUCUCCAGACUGUUAGGCCUUAAUGUCCCUACCAUGUGUACAAUCUCAUCAAACCGCUCGUUUUGGGUAUAACUUAUUCUCAGGAAGAAUAACCUGUACAGUUCCUUAAACUAAUAAAAUGUAUCGUUCUGUCUUCA